This is a messenger RNA of Anoplopoma fimbria (sablefish), 2119 nucleotides long. It is a transcript of the gene osgep, whose product is annotated as O-sialoglycoprotein endopeptidase. Gene Ontology annotation, cellular component: cytoplasm; EKC/KEOPS complex. Gene Ontology annotation, biological process: tRNA threonylcarbamoyladenosine modification. The coding region runs from base 243 to 1253 and encodes 336 amino acids. Lineage: Eukaryota; Metazoa; Chordata; Actinopteri; Perciformes; Anoplopomatidae. The record is from RefSeq and is a predicted model, not a curated record. The transcript is spliced from 13 exons.
GACCCCUUUCAAUGGAGGAGUUGAAUUGAGAAGUUAGCCGAGGCAGUAUAAUUAUUAGUUUAAAAGUUUAACUGGGACGGAUUUGGAUUAAUUUGAAUCACCAAAAGAGAGCAAAGCUAGGAAGGUCUUGAGCAACAGCAAGCUGGAAUACUGCUCUUGUUUGGUCCAACAUUUCCAUUUUGUCAAAGAAGGACCUGCAUACAGAGAAUUUAUUCCACAAAUUCAGAAAACAAUAAACUACCAUGACUGUAGUAAUUGGAUUCGAGGGCAGCGCAAAUAAGAUUGGCAUCGGAAUCAUCAAGGAUGGUGAAGUGCUUUCCAACCCUAGACGGACUUACAUUACCCCCCCUGGUCAAGGGUUCAUGCCGAGCGACACCGCCAGGCACCACCGUGCUGUCAUACUGACUGUCCUGAAGGAGGCGUUGGAGCAAGCAGGGCUAAAGCCUGCAGACAUCGACUGUGUGGCGUACACUAAAGGUCCUGGAAUGGGUGCCCCCUUGGUGAUGGUGGCUCUGGUGGCUCGUACAGUUGCACAGCUUUGGGGGAAGCCGCUCCUUGGUGUAAACCACUGUAUUGGACACAUUGAGAUGGGUCGACUCAUCACACAAGCCAACAACCCCACCGUGCUUUAUGUCAGUGGAGGGAACACACAGGUCAUUGCAUACUCAGAGCGGCGGUACAGAAUAUUUGGGGAGACCAUUGACAUCGCAGUUGGCAACUGUCUUGAUAGGUUUGCCAGAGUUAUAAAGAUUUCCAAUGACCCCAGUCCAGGCUAUAACAUAGAGCAGAUGGCAAAAAAAGGGAGUCAGUAUGUGGAGCUGCCAUAUACAGUAAAAGGAAUGGAUGUCUCUUUUUCUGGGAUUUUAUCCUUUAUCGAGGAAGCUUCUCAUAAGAUGCUGAGCUCUGGCCAGUGUGCAGCAGAAGACCUGUGUUUCUCACUACAGGAGACAGUGUUCUCCAUGCUGGUAGAGAUCACAGAGAGGGCCAUGGCUCACUGUGGCUCCCAAGAGGUCCUCAUCGUGGGAGGCGUUGGCUGUAACAUGCGCUUGCAGGAGAUGAUGGGGGUGAUGUGUAAGGAGAGAGGAGCCAAGCUGUUUGCCACGGAUGAACGAUUCUGCAUAGACAACGGAGCAAUGAUUGCUCAAGCCGGCUGGGAGAUGUUUAGGUCUGGUCAAGUGACGGAGCUGGAAGACUCAUGGAUUACACAAAGGUACAGAACAGAUGAAGUGGAGGUGACGUGGAGGAAUGACUGAUGACCUGAGCAACAUCUUGGUACUGGUCUAGUACUCCAGUGAAGGGACUCUUCCAUUCUGGAAAAUAAAUGUUUUUUUCCCCCUAUAAAUCUUUCCCAACUAACCUGAAUUAGUUUUGUGAGAAAAGUUGUUAUAUUUGCAAUUUUUGGAGAUGAACUACGCACUCCUAGCUCAGUCCAGGUGGAGGAGAGGGAAAGUUUACUUUCUGCACACCAUAAUACAUUGUACUGUUCAUCUGAAACAAAACUCCAUGGAGAAGACAGAUGUGACUGACACUUUGACAAGACAUUUUUCUGUACUUUUAUAUUUGAAAUCCCUUUAGUGCUGCCAAUUUGGUGUUAGUUAUCAUGCAAUAUUAAAUCUGAACUUUACAUAAAAAAAACAAAGACAGAAAUGUUCAAGUUUAUUCAUUUUUAUUAAGCAAUACUGUUCACUUACAUUCCUCCUUUCUCCAGUGUAAAUUUUUUUAUUCAAUAAAUUUUCUUUUCAAAAAUCAACAUACUGAACAUGGUAAGAUCCCUUAUGAAUUUAUGAGUAACAUUCACCCGAUUGGGGAACCAAAUAAAAACAAAAAAAGGGACACAGCAUUAAGAUCUGACAGGUAAAGGGUGAACUCUACUGUGCCUUUGACUACACCCCUCUGUAAACUGAAGACACAGGAUACACAAGUCCUCUGCAUACAUUAACCAUAAAACUCUAGCAGGUACAAGACAUUCUUCUUUUUCUAAUCGAGAAGGGGGGAAAAAGAUAAAUCGCUCUGGUGAGGGUUUCUCGCACGCAGGGAUUGGUCACAACAGAUUUUUUUUAACAAAGUGCUUGAUUGACCACUCGCUUUACAGAGGACAAAAAAAAAAAAAAAAAAAAGC